Molecule: messenger RNA, 783 nt
Organism: Aspergillus terreus NIH2624
Lineage: Eukaryota; Fungi; Ascomycota; Eurotiomycetes; Eurotiales; Aspergillaceae
Gene: pre4
Product: proteasome core particle subunit beta 7
Exons: 3
Coding region: 1-783 (260 amino acids)
Cellular component (GO): proteasome core complex
Source: RefSeq, a predicted model, not a curated record
AUGAACCACUUCCCCGAAGCCUGGGGUCGGCCCAGAGAUGAUGUCUACGGACCCUACAACGCCUCAUACCUUCAGACGACUGGCCCAAAAGCCCACACUCAGUCUCCGGCUGUGACGGGAACGUCCGUAAUAGCCGUCAAGUUCAACGGCGGAGUCGCGAUUGCGGCCGAUAACCUGGCAUCAUACGGAUCCCUCGCUCGCUUCACCGAUGUGAAACGCCUCCGCGUGUUCAGCGACUCGGCCAUUGUCGGGUUCAGCGGCGACGUGUCCGACAUGCAGUACAUCGACCGUCUGCUGCAAUCGAUUGAUAUCCGCGAGAACUACUCCUCCCACGGCAACAUGCUCAACGCGAAGAACCUCCACACCUACCUGUCGAAGGUGCUAUACAAGCGUCGUUCGGAGUUCAACCCGCUCUGGAACCACCUCCUCGUCGUCGGUUUUGACGGCGACAAGAAGCCGUUCUUGAGCUCUGCUGACCUCCUCGGAACCACAUAUUCCGCUCCCCAUCUCGCGACCGGCUUCGGCGCCCACCUGGCCAUCCCCAUCCUCCGUCGCCUCUUCCCGGAGGAGAGACCCGUCGAGCAAAUCACCAAAGAGGAGGCAGUGGCGGCCUUGCGGGAAUGCCUGAAGGUUCUCUGGUACAGAGAUGCGCGGAGUCUUGACAAGUACUCGUUAGCUAUCAUAACCGAGGGGGGAAUUGAGAUGCAUGAGGAUCAGCGGCUGGAAGCUCAGAGCUGGGCUUUCGCGGAAUCCAUCAAGGGAUAUGGGGCUCAGACUGUCUAA